This is a messenger RNA of Acanthocheilonema viteae, 873 nucleotides long. NCBI's taxonomy places the organism in Eukaryota, Metazoa, Nematoda, Chromadorea, Rhabditida, Onchocercidae. The record is from the annotation of a GenBank genome assembly.
AUGGGUGCCAAGAUUUUUAUUACCGUAGCUAUAGCGAGUAGUGCAUGCGCAAUUGUCGUGAUAUUAUUUGUUAUUAUAUCUUUGUUCAAUGAUAUUAGCGCACUGUAUGAUGAUGUUAUGGAAGAACUUCAUGAUUUCAAGAUAAUAGCAAACGAGACAUGGGACACCAUUCACUUGCUACACACCUAUCCAUCCGGAAAUGCGCUAACCUAUACUGAUUUAUUUGCCCGUAAUAAACGACAGAUUGAUUCGGAGCGUUGCAAAUGUGGUCUUUCCCCUAUAGAUUGUCCACAAGGACCACCUGGACUCCGAGGGAAUGAUGGAUGGAAAGGUUUAGAUGGAGAACCGGGAGAAGAUGGUCGUCAUGGUAUACCAGGUAUUAUUGCCAUGAUCAUCGACGGAAAACCUGGCAAUUGCACUUCCUGUCCACCUGGUCCACCGGGACCACGCGGACCUCCUGGUUCUCCUGGUGAUCGUGGGCUAAUGGGACGGAUUGGCAGUACUGGAGUUCCAGGAAAAAGAGGUGCAAGAGGUAGAAAAGGAGAUGCGGGACAGCCUGGGCGAGCAGGUAUUUCUGGAAGAUCGGGGGAACCCGGCCGACCGGGACUGGAUAGAAUAAGUAGAAGAAGUGUAAUAGGCCAAAAAGGCCUAAAUGGACAACGUGGUUUACCUGGUUCUCCAGGUAAGAAUGGUAAUGAUGGUGCUCAGGGUCCUCCAGGUAAACCAGGUAUACCUGGACAAUUUGGUGUCCCUGGAAAGAAAGGCAGAAAUGGACGCAUGGGAAUGAUGGGAUUAGCUGGACUACCUGGUUCAGACUCCUACUAUUGUCCAUGUCCAUUGCCAACCUCAAUGCUGUUAUUAUCCAAGAAAUGA